Gekko japonicus is the source of this 2115-nucleotide messenger RNA. RefSeq names its product tumor necrosis factor receptor superfamily member 6B-like. Bases 99 to 1067 code for a protein of 322 amino acids. The transcript has 4 exons. Gene Ontology annotation, molecular function: protein binding. NCBI's taxonomy places the organism in Eukaryota, Metazoa, Chordata, Lepidosauria, Squamata, Gekkonidae. The record is from RefSeq and is a predicted model, not a curated record.
UCACGUAGGAAAGGGGAAAGUCUUCCUUGGCGGAAUCGGCACAGCUGAAGGCCUCCCUGAAUCCUCAGGGGUCCGAUAAAAACCUCCAGGCUCCUAGCAUGACAGACGCCUUCUGCAAGCAGAAAUCCUGCGGGAAACCACCCACGUGGGUGGUUUUCAGCCUUCUGGUAUUUUGCAACACUCUGCUCUCCAGCUCUGCGCCCACUUACGAGUGGCAAGAUCCCAUUACCAAGGAGAGACUCGUCUGCCAGCAGUGCCCACCAGGGACAUGCGUGGCACAGUACUGCACCAAGGAUAAGCCAACCCAGUGCCAGCCGUGCCCCAGUCUCUACUACACCCAGUACUGGAACUACCUCGAUAAUUGUCUGUAUUGCAACAAUAUUUGCAGCGGCCUAGAAGAGGAGGCUCUGCCAUGUAAUGCCACGCAUGACCGGGUGUGCCAGUGCAAGCCAGGAUACUACUUCGACCCGUCCUCUGAAUUCUGCCUACCGCAUUCCGCUUGCCCUCUGGGGAGCGGAGUCGCUCAGCCUGGCACCCCUCAUGAAGACACCAAAUGUGCCGCGUGCCCUCCGGGGACCUUCUCCAACUCCAGCACGGGGCUCUGUCAGCCGCACACGAACUGUUCGGCGCACGGCCUGAAGCUCAACGUUCCGGGGAACCCGUUCCACGACUCCCUCUGCACGGCUUGCCAGCUCAAUCAAACCGAUGGGACCCAGGAAUGGCUCGAGGAAGCGUCAGGUGGGCAGCUGCAGCCAGUGAGGCUGCUUACAGAAGAGAGCCCAGAGUGCGAACUGGCUUUUAUCGACUUUGCGGUUUAUCAGAUCAACUCGCCCAAGAAGCUGUGGGCGCUGAAGCAUGCGCUGGAGCAGGAAGCCGCGCCCAAGGAGGGCCACAACAACCAGCUGAUGCUCCAGGCCGAGAUCUAUGCCUACCUCACCAGGAUCCGGAACAUUCCCACGCAAGUGUCGGUCGCCAAAGAGCUCCUGCUGGCCUUCCAGAGGACCCAGCAGAAUCGUGUGAAGAGUCGUUUAUCUUCAAAAUUCAGAAAAUGGAUGCGGGCCCUUUGAUUUGAGCCGGGAAAGGUUGCACGUCUGCAAAAGAUGGGCAAUCACUCGGGAUCCUUCCAGCGGUUUUUACACUUCCUUUCUGGUCGGGAACGGGGGUUGCUUCUUUCAGAAGCGCCCGUAGCCUGACUUCACAGCAAGAAUGAUUACGGUUUAAAGUCUAGUAACGCAUUUGAUGUUUCUCUCUCACCCCUCCCAUUUCUGAGCUUUUCCCCCCCUUUUCCCCACAAAUAGGUUAAAGGGAAAGCAGUCUGUAUGCAUGAUACAUAAAUAAACAACCCCUGCCUCCCCCCAAGCAAUGCAAAUUUGGUUUCCAAAAAAAUGCUGUAUUUUGUGACCUCUAUGGCUCGGUUAGUUUUUUUUUAACACAACUUAUUUUUGCUCUUUAUUUGUAAUUGUGAUUUUGACAGUGGGGUGUAACGGCUUGUGUGCCAGAGCAGGGCUAGGGCGACCCGAAUUCGGGUCCCCUGCUGAGCCGCAACAAGCCGCUCUUUGGCCAGUUGCUCUCUCUAUGAGCUUAACCUACCUCACAGGGUUGUUGUGAGUAUGCAGUGGAAGAGGGGAGGCACAUCUGUGCCCCCUGAGCCCUUGGGAGCCCUGCAUGGAGUAAGGAGACAUUGCGCCCCAUAUUGGGGAGAAAGUGUCAGAUACUGUGUUUUUAAAAUAAAGAAAUGUGCUUAUCCAAGCCUAUUAUCUGAGAGCCCUUUCAAAAGAUAGUGAGGGCUAGGAACUUGCUUUUUCCUCCUUUCAAAUGCACGCUGAUAUGCCUAGUAAAUGGAAGGCUGAUCUGAUAGAACAUGAUGUACCUUUCCUGAUCGCAGGUGAAAUCGCUGCAUGUCCAAACUGUGUUGAUCAAAGCACGUCAUUCUUUGAAUCUGCCAAGGGACUGCACUGUGUUGAAACAUCAGGAACGCCACCCCUUCAGCGUACUAAAUUACCCACCUGUUCCCGGUGGAUCUAGGGAGCAUCUCUUCAGUUAGCGGAAUAUUUGCGUGGAUCGCUUUCUAGCUGUAUCUGAAGAAGUGAGCAGUGACUCACAAAAGACCACACC